UCAAUGACACUUGACAGAACGUAGUCGACGCCGACUGGCUGACACAUCAUCUAACGUCAAUCCAAUAAUUACAAAAAAAUUGCGGUUUCGGCUGUAAGAUUUAUCAUAAUAAGUCUUCCACUAAUAUAUUAUAUAUUAUAGUUUUAGAUGUUCUUUAAAUGUAGAAUUAGGUGUAACAGAUAUAUUAUUUACAUUCUAUGUGUUUAACAAAAGUUAAUAAACUCGAGAAUUAAGUAAACUUAAAACAUGUGGCGCCAACAGUUUUGGAAGGUAUUAAUCCUAUGUUUUCUGUGUGUGCAUUUAUCAUCACAAGUUAAAAAACAGAAAACAUCAGUUAUAUCAGAUAUUGAUGAUAUAAAAGAAUUUAAAAAGUUGCUAAGAACCAAAACAAAUGUGUUGGUUCUGUUUAUAAACAAUAAUAAAGCAUCUCAGCCAGUUUUAGAAGUAUUUAAAGAAGCUGCUGACAAUAUGAAAGGUCAAGCUACGUUGGUAAUGAUGGACUGUAGUGGAAGUGAAGGUAAAAAGUUAUGUAAAAAGUUGAAGGUGUCUACUGAAAAGCCAUACAGACUCAAGCAUUAUAAAGAUGGUGAUUAUCACAAGGACUAUAACCGAGGCAUGAGUGUUAGUGCCAUGGUUAAUUUCCUUAGGGAUCCAACAGGAGAUUUGCCUUGGGAGGAAGAUCCAGAGGCAGCAGAUAUAGUUCAUUUAGCUGAUGGAGAGGCAUUGAUCAAAUUUUUGAAGAAAGGAAUUGCAACAUAUAAAAAAUCGAUGAUAAUGUUUUACGCACCCUGGUGCGGCUAUUGUAAGUCCAUGAAACCAGAUUAUGUAGCUGCUGCAGGUGAUUUGAAGGGUGAAGCAUAUUUAGCAGCUAUUGAUGUUUCAAAGCCAGGGAAUUCAAAAAUUAGACAGUUAUAUAACAUAACUGGAUUUCCAACUCUUUUGUACUUUGAAAAAGGACAGCUCCGGUUCCCCUACCAAGGGGACAACAAACAUCAAGCUAUAGUGGACUUCAUGAGAGAUCCCACAGCACAGCAACAGAAGAAGAAAGAAGUUGCCGAUGAAAGCUGGUCAAAGGAUACUGAUGUGGAACAUUUAACUGCUCAAACGUUCGAUAGUGUGCUGUCGAAAGCCGAGCACGCUUUGGUAGUAUUCUACGCUCCAUGGUGUGGGCACUGCAAACGAAUUAAACCUGAGUUUGAAAAUGCUGCAACUAGAAUUAAAAAUGAGAAUAUGAACGGGCUGCUUGCCGCAGUAGACGCGACGAAACAACCUGAAUUAGCUUCCAGAUUUGGUGUUAAGGGCUACCCAACUUUGAAAUAUUUUAACCGAGGUGAAUUCAAAUAUGACGCUGGUCAUGCAAGACAAGAACAACAGAUUAUUGACUUUAUUAAGUCACCGCAAGAGCCACCACCGCCGCCACCUCCAGAGACUCCUUGGUCGGAAGAAGAGUCUUCCGUUCGUCAUCUCGACUCGGCGAGCUUCCGCAACGUUCUUCGGAAGAUCAAACAUGCCGUCGUCAUGUUUUAUGCGCCUUGGUGCGGUCAUUGCAAAAUCACGAAACCGGAGUUCGUUAAAGCUGCGGAAAAGUUCGCAGAUGAAUUAAUUGUGGCAUUCGCUGCUGUUGACUGCACUCAGCAUAAGGAUAUAUGCUCCAACUAUGACGUCAAAGGAUACCCAACUAUUAAAUACUUUAGCCAUUUUGAUAAAUCGGUCCAGGAUUAUAGUGGCGGAAGGAAGGAAGCAGAUUUCGUAUCGUUCAUCCACAGCCAAAUGGACAAACAUCAGACAUCGCAGAAAGUAAAGAGUAAUCAGGAUGCCGGGUUUGGAGUCAACGUGGUGCUGGCUGAUGACGGCAAUUUCCACGAUGUUAUAUCCUCGUCUAAACCCACCUUCGUCAUGUUUUAUGCUACAUGGUGUGGACAUUGUUCAACAGUGAAACCAGCAUACAGUCGUCUCGCAACGACAUUGCAGAAGGAAAAUAAUCCGGUCAAAGUAAUAGCAGUUGAUGCAGCGGAAAAUCCGAAAGCAGCAGAUUUCGCCGGCGUACAAACUUUACCAACGUUCAAAAUAUACGCAUCGGGUAAACACUUAGCCGAUUACGAGGGGGAUAGGUCUACGGAGGACAUGCUUAAAUUUUGCAAAUCACACGCUAAGGUAAAAGAUGAAUUGUGAUAGAUAUGUCCGGUAGUAUGUCGACGUAUUAAAAGUGACGUCAUGUCGAUGACGAGGUCGCAAACUAUAUUGUCAUUCAGCAUUUAAUAAUAUAUAAUUUAUGUUCUUAGUAUAUUUUUUUUUUGUGCAAGAUUAUUUUUAAUAUUUAUACACUGCGUCUUUGUACGUGAAGAUUUACGUAACCAUCACUUUUUAUAAGGGGUUUACUGCCUGCGCUCGAAGACGUUGCAGACACGGCAUGUAUAACCCGAUAAGUUAAUUAAACGCUUUUAUUGAUUAGCUAAUAUAUAUUCUAUAGUAUAAAUGAAAUAUACCCGAAGUGAAUACUUGUUAGGUUACCUAAAGAGUUCAUAGGUGACAUAUUCCAUAGUUAAAUUUCCGUUUUACGUAAAUAUCUUGUUUAUUUG
Vanessa tameamea is the source of this 2579-nucleotide messenger RNA. Its product is annotated as protein disulfide-isomerase A5. Bases 247 to 2172 code for a protein of 641 amino acids. Gene Ontology annotation, cellular component: endoplasmic reticulum. Lineage: Eukaryota; Metazoa; Arthropoda; Insecta; Lepidoptera; Nymphalidae. Gene Ontology annotation, molecular function: protein disulfide isomerase activity. The record is from RefSeq and is a predicted model, not a curated record. The transcript is spliced from 12 exons. Gene Ontology annotation, biological process: protein folding.